Messenger RNA from Rattus rattus (black rat), 681 nucleotides. It is a transcript of the gene Rpl27, whose product is annotated as ribosomal protein L27. Gene Ontology annotation, biological process: translation. Gene Ontology annotation, cellular component: ribosome; cytosolic large ribosomal subunit. The coding region runs from base 243 to 653 and encodes 136 amino acids. The record is from RefSeq and is a predicted model, not a curated record. The transcript is spliced from 4 exons. NCBI's taxonomy places the organism in Eukaryota, Metazoa, Chordata, Mammalia, Rodentia, Muridae. Gene Ontology annotation, molecular function: structural constituent of ribosome.
UUGAGAGGGUCUUGCAAUCCGCCGCCAUCGCGGCCCCGGGGUCGGGUUGCUGGGCUCAUUCAGACUCUGAGCCUUUGGCGGCUUCACGACAAGUUGCGUCCCUCCAGUAGAACCUCCGGGCGCGUGGCCUAAAGUGAUAUAAAGUCGCGGGCCUACGACCGGGGCUCGCACGUAGAAGUCGGCUCCGGGGCCUUCCGCUUUACAGACUUCUGAGCGGCUCCUUGUCUUUGUUCUCUGCAGAAAUGGGCAAGUUUAUGAAACCCGGGAAAGUGGUGCUGGUCCUGGCUGGACGCUACUCCGGACGCAAAGCCGUCAUCGUGAAGAACAUUGAUGAUGGCACCUCCGACCGCCCUUACAGCCAUGCCCUGGUGGCUGGAAUUGACCGCUAUCCCAGAAAAGUGACAGCUGCCAUGGGCAAGAAGAAGAUCGCCAAGCGAUCCAAGAUCAAGUCCUUUGUGAAAGUUUAUAACUACAACCACCUCAUGCCCACAAGGUACUCUGUGGAUAUCCCCUUGGACAAAACUGUUGUCAACAAGGAUGUGUUCAGAGACCCAGCACUGAAACGCAAGGCCAGGCGGGAGGCCAAGGUCAAGUUUGAGGAGCGAUACAAGACAGGGAAGAACAAAUGGUUUUUCCAGAAGCUUCGCUUUUAGAUGUAUUUUUGUUUUCGUCAUUAAAAAA